AUGGAGCACCUCCAGGAGAUGUUCCGCUACAAUUACAUGUUCCCGGGUCUGCAGGUGGAGGAAGAAGAGCAGACGUACUUCGAGCUGCCGAGCAGCUACCCGAUCUGCCCCCCGAAGAAGACCUUCGACCUGCCGCCCAUGAGCAGCCUCCCGGUGCCCCAGUUCCAGCAGCAGUGCAACAACAUAUACGACAGCGACGGUUGGCACACGCCGAGCCCGGCCGCGUCGCUGCGCUCCCUAAGCCCGGCCGGCACGUCGCUCAGCUCCGAGUCCGAGUCCUGCCAGUACCGGUACGCCCCGCCCCCGCUCUACCCCCAGUACGCGCCCCAACAGCUCGUUGAGCAGCACCAGUCGCCCCACCGUCAGGAGGAGACAGUUCCGCCAAAGGCUGGCCCCUCGGAGGAGAGCGAGGAGGACGAGGGUGCGAGCGAGUCGGAGCAGCAACAAGGUGCAGAGUCGAGCGACAAGGGCGGCAGGAGGACCGGCAAGGCGGUCAGUUCGGUUGUCGUGAGGAAGCGGAGGUUGGCCGCGAACGCCCGGGAGAGGCGCAGGAUGCAAAACUUGAACAAGGCCUUCGACAAGCUGAGGGCGUACUUGCCGUCGUUGGGCAACGACAGGCAACUCUCCAAGUACGAGACUCUACAGAUGGCACAGUCUUACAUCACGGCGCUCUACGAUCUGUUGCAAUAG
This is a messenger RNA of Copidosoma floridanum, 690 nucleotides long. It is a transcript of the gene ato, whose product is annotated as atonal. Gene Ontology annotation, cellular component: nucleus. Gene Ontology annotation, molecular function: protein dimerization activity; DNA-binding transcription factor activity, RNA polymerase II-specific; E-box binding. The record is from RefSeq and is a predicted model, not a curated record. Gene Ontology annotation, biological process: axon development; positive regulation of transcription by RNA polymerase II; sensory organ development. NCBI's taxonomy places the organism in Eukaryota, Metazoa, Arthropoda, Insecta, Hymenoptera, Encyrtidae.